Aspergillus steynii IBT 23096 is the source of this 1056-nucleotide messenger RNA. RefSeq names its product alpha/beta hydrolase. Gene Ontology annotation, molecular function: hydrolase activity. Bases 1 to 1056 code for a protein of 351 amino acids. The record is from RefSeq and is a predicted model, not a curated record. The transcript is spliced from 2 exons. NCBI's taxonomy places the organism in Eukaryota, Fungi, Ascomycota, Eurotiomycetes, Eurotiales, Aspergillaceae.
AUGGAUCUAUACACCACCACAGAAGAUGUCCUAAAACUCGGCAUCAUCGACCCAGAGCUCGAAGAGGUCCUGAAACACAACCCAGCUCCAGCAAUGAACUUCUCGCACCCCGUCCAAACCCUACGCUCCAUCGUUUCAGCAAUGGAGAAGACCUCAUACGACACCUGCCCCAAAUUCAACACCCAGGAAACAACACUCGACAUCCCCAUGCGCGACGGCCACCAAAGCAAUCUGCACAUCGCCAAGCCCUCCAGCUCCUCAUCGAACCCCCUGGUCGUGCUCAUCUUCGGAGGAGGCUUCAUCAUGGGCUCAAACAUCCAGUCGAUCCUGUGGGCUCGCGCCAUCGCAUCCCUAUACGGCGCUACGGUCGUUCAGCCCUCGUAUCGUCUCGCGCCGGAACAUAAGUUCCCGACUGCGCCGAAUGAUAUCUGGGAUGCUGUGCGGUGGAUCACGGCGAAUGCGUCGACCCUCGAUGUAGAUUUGACCAAAGGAUUCGUGAUAGGUGGCGGAUCCGCAGGCGGGAACCUUUCCAUCGUCACGGCUCAUCGCUCAAUCAAAGAGAGGCUUUCUCCGCCUAUCACGGGUGUUCUGGCUAGUAUUCCCGUCUGCGUGAGCGAUGAGAUGGUGCCGCAGAAAUACAAGCAUCUGUGGGUUUCUCGAGAGCAGAAUGCAAAUGCGCCGGGGAAUCCGGGUUUGGAUUCGAAGUCUAUCGAUGGGUACGAGGCCAUGUAUGCGCAGGAUUUUAGCUCGGAGGACUUUUCGCCGUUUAAUUCGACGGUGGGGUUUUCUGCGCUUCCGAGGGCGUAUGUGCAGGUUGCGGGGCUGGAUAUUCUGCGCGAUGAUGGGGUUGUGUAUGCGAAGGCGUUGGAGGAUAGUGGUGUUGAGGUCAGGUUUGAUGCGUAUCCGGGCAUGCCGCAUGGGCAUUUCAAUCUGUGGCCCGGGUUGAAGCAGUCGAUUAGGUCGCAGGAGGAUACUAUUUGGCAUGUUGGGUGGCUUUUGAGGCGCGAGGUAUCCAGGGAAAAGGUGGCGGAACUUUUGUCUUUGACGCGGAAAUAA